CUCUAUAAAUAAAGUAAGGAACACCAGUGCACUCCAAUCCACUGGCAAGCCCACUGACUGAACACUCAAGGGACAUAUCCUGCGCUGAGAAUAACUCAUUCAAAAGUUUUUGCAGCCUCUAUGAUGACUUUUUACGCAGAUCCAUUUAAAACGUCUAGUGCACUUGCAAUGGACUUCAAGGAGCUGGGAGGCGAGGACAACUGCGAAGGAGAUACAGAGGGAAACGCUGAGGAUUUGAACAAUGUGAAAGUCCUUACCGAAAAACUAAAGUUACAAACCCGCAGACCAUCCUACCUUGAAUGGCAGGAGCGCUUGCAGAGCCGACCUUGGAAGGAGAACCCAAAUGGUUUAGAUAAUAGUCAAGAGACUGCAGAGAAAUAUGUGUUUUUGCCUGAAAUUAUGCGGGAUGAGAACUCCGAUCUAACCAUCCGCAACAUCUGUGGCUUCGAUACCAUUGAUGAUGCGUUAGAUUUUCUUAGAAAAGAGCUGAGGGAGAUGCGGUUCCAGGAUAACCGUCUGGCGCGCCAGCUGAUCCGUCUGCGUGUGGAGAUCCACCGGCUGAAGGUGGAGCAGGUGUGUCACCGCCACAAGGAGAUGCUGGACGACGCCACCUACGAGCUGGAGGAGUGUGGCGAGGAGUCCGACCUGCUCUGUGACAUCCCCAUGAAGGCUGCCUUUGCUCUGUCCACCCCCCUCAAACACCUUGGCCUCACCAAGAUGAACAUCAACUCCCGACGCUUCUCCCUCUGUUGAAACAUAUACCACCCUGCGAGGCUUGAUUUACUGUAUUAAAGCCUCUAUCUAAUCUAUGCAGGGUAAUCGGGGGUUUUCCACUGCACAGGUUUCUGUUAUGACAUGAGAGGGAAGAAGAAUGGCUGGCAGAGCGUGCAGACUGUAAUUAGCCAAGUGGGAGGAAAUGGAAAUGACUCCUCUGAUCCGUGCCCUAGUCCUGACGUGAGAGAGACACAGGCCUCCAUAGUAGAGCCCUGUAGGCGCACGGCAUACACCCAUAGCAAAGCUGCACCUUUCCAAUGCACCUCAGGGAAUGUGUAGACUGAUAGGUCAGAGUAGAUGGACAGGGAAGCUAGUGAUGAGGUGUGGCUCUGGAAUGGAUAUGGUUUGAGUUUGGAUUGCCAUGGUGUCAGAUCAAUUGCACUGUAUUCAGAUAAUUAGUUAUGAUGACCCACUGACAUACAGAAUAGGCCUGACUGCCAUGGUGGUACUGUAACUAGAGAUGUCUCUUGAGCGUUGCACAGGGGAAUUGUCUUUCUUCAGACAAAGAAAAAAUGGUCACAGCGCUAACACUCAUUAACACGAGUCCCAUACUUUAAUCACAACCCAGGAGGAAGUAUGUAUCUCUUCAUACAGACACCUUAACUCUAGUCACACCCCCAGGGACAUUUGACAGCCCAAAGGGAAGCAUUUCUCUCCCCUCUGCAUUGGCAGAGUCCCAGUCCACACUUCACAGGAAGCUGUAGGUCACAUUCCAGCAUUCUGUCACCUCUUCUUCUGAGACCAAAAAUAGCAAGGACCUCCAUGGGGUCAUGGCUUCCGUGAUAGGACAUUAUUGGAGGCAAUGCCUUAUGUAGUACUCCAUGCAUUUUAUUGUCCUUUAGAUGAUCCAGAUGUUGUAGACAGACCACAGCCCAAUGUGCUGUCAUUAUGUUUUACAGUAGAUUAUAGGCUUGUCCUACUGCAAUGUUGUCCAAGUAAAAAACUGUAUCAAAGUUUUAGAUGUAUUUUAAAUAUAUUGUUCUCAGGAAGAGAGAGGAGAAACUGAAAGUAUUUUGGGGGGAAAUUUGAGGGAGUGAAUGUUGAACAGGAUUUAGUGGGUGUUAAUCAAUGUUACAAAAUGUUUGCUGAAUAUACACAAAGCAAAAUGUAGAUUUGUAAGUGCUUUUUAAUGAUUACGUACUGAGUUCUACUUUACUAAUGCAGGAAUAUCUCAAGGCCAUCCAUUUAAUGUAUGAGGGAAAUGACUAGAGGCAGACUAGAGCGGUUUUCAUGAUGUUUGUUUUUCAAUGUAUUUGUUUAAAUGCACAAAAAAUUGCAACAAACUUGAAAAUACACUUGAGAAAGAAAAUUGUUGUCUGUCUGUCCAUUAAGGUAGGCCGUCGUUGUAAAUGAGAAUUUGUUCUUAACUGACUUACCUAGUUAAAGGUUAGAACAGGGUAAAUGACCGGAGUCAUUAUGCGAGACCUCAGUGAGUGCUCAGUCAGCUAUAACCUUUCACAUCCUGAAAUACCUUCAAUGCGCAGUUUCCUCUUUCAACUACAUCAGGCGUUUGUCUCUUAAACAUUCCGUGGUGUAAGCUGAUCCUAUCAGAACGACUCCGAAGGCAGGGUUCCCCAACUGGUUAUUUUAUUUGCGCCCCCAAGUUUUGAGCCAUAAAAAAUACAUUUUUUUCCCAUUGUUGCACAUGAACUGUAAAAAAAAAACAGGAAAUCAGCUCCAAGUGAUUUUAAUUUGGGAAAUCUGUUCCCAAGUAUUUCCACCCAUAAUAGACAGACACGUGAUCAUAUGCAAAGGUUUGAAAAUAUUACGUUUUAGUCAAGUAUUACAUCUGUUUGUGCUUCUUGCGUUCAAUUUGCAGGCUACAAAUUAUUAGUAAUUUUAUUCCGGCCCCCAUACCUUCCUCUCAAGAAAAUAUCUGCUUGCGGUUGAAUCUAGUUGAUGAUCCCUGCCCUAAGGGGUACAGCAUAAAUGGAUGAAUUCAUAAAGAUGUCAAGAUGUCAUCAAUUAUUCUACAAAAUGGGUAGAUAUGACAUACUAGUUUACACUGAGAUUACCUCAUGAAUGACGUGAGAGCAAGAGAUAACUAAUAACUAGGCCAAAUGGAACCAUUGUAAUUAAUUAUAGGAUAUACAGUGCAUUUGUAAAGUAUUCAGACCCCUUUUCUUUUUACACAUUUUUGUUACAUUACAGCUUUAUUCUAAAAUGGAUUAAAUUAAAUAAAAAACCCUCAUCAAUCUACACACAACACCCAUAAUGACAAAGCAAAAAGAUGUUUUUAGAUAUGUUUGCAAAGGUAUUAAAAAAAACAAACAACAUACCUAAUUUACACAGGUAUUCAGGUGCAUCCUGUUUCCAUUGAUCAUCAUUGAGGUGUUUCAAGAACUUGAUUGGAGUCCACCUGUGCGAAAUUCAAUUGAUUGAACAUGAUUUGGAAAGGCACAACCCUGUCUAUAUAAUGUCACACAGUUGAAGGUGCUUGUCAGCGCAAAAACCAAGCCACGAGGUCGAAGAAAUUGUCCCUAGAGCUCAGAGACUGGAUUGUGUUGAGGCACAGAUCUGGGGAAGUUUAGCAAAGCUUUUCUGAAGUAUUGAAGGCCCCCAAGACCACAGUGGCCUCCAUUCUUAAAUGGAAGAAGUUUGGAACCACCAAGACUCUUCCCAGAGCUGACUGCCAGCAAAAUUGAGCAAUCGGGGGAGAAGGGCCUUGAUCAUGGAGGUGACCAAGAACCCGAUGAUCACUCUGACAGAGCUCCAGAGUUCCUCUGUGGAGAUGGGAGAACCUACCAGUAAGACAAUAAUUUUUGCAGCACUCCACCAAUCAGGCCUUUAUGGUAGAGUGGCCAGACAGAAGCCACUCAGUAAAAGCACUUGACAGCCCGCUUGGAGUUAUCCACUCUCAGACCAUGAGAAACAAGAUUCUCUGGUCUGAUGAAAUCAAGAUGGAACUAUUUGGCCUGAAUUCCAAGCGUAACAUCUGGAGAAAACCUGGCUAUAUGAUCACACCAGUAAUAGACCUGUUGUUGUAUUACUUGUGAAGCACAGCUGAGUAAGCAUACAAAUAAUUCCCUUUUUAUUUUUAUUUAGCACGGAGUGGAAAUAGGAAGAACGCUCAUUUUAUGGCUUAUACAAAUGUUGAAUACAAAGUGUUGACAGUACUGAGUAAGAACUUUAAACAUGAGCUAACUCAUAAAAACAGCAUCUCUUUGUUGUAUUCAUUGACAGUCUCUCUUGUCAUGGUUUUAAACUAGGGCUGUCAAAGUUAAUGCAUUAAUAAUGUGUUUAAUGCUUACAUUUGUAAUGUCAUUAAAAAAAUUCACACCA
Messenger RNA from Oncorhynchus masou masou (cherry salmon), 4056 nucleotides. Its product is annotated as protein FAM167A-like. NCBI's taxonomy places the organism in Eukaryota, Metazoa, Chordata, Actinopteri, Salmoniformes, Salmonidae. The transcript has 2 exons. The record is from RefSeq and is a predicted model, not a curated record. The coding region runs from base 121 to 753 and encodes 210 amino acids.